Ictidomys tridecemlineatus (thirteen-lined ground squirrel) is the source of this 6799-nucleotide messenger RNA. Lineage: Eukaryota; Metazoa; Chordata; Mammalia; Rodentia; Sciuridae. The record is from RefSeq and is a predicted model, not a curated record.
GGGAGGGAACGGGGCGUGGCCUCGGUUACUAAGGCAGCGGGACGCUUAAGGGAGGGCCUGAGCCCAGUUUGGAGUCCAAUGCUCCUCCAGGCCUCUGCAUGGCACCCAAGAAAGACAAAGGGGGAACUGUGAACACCGUUUCUAAGCUGUGGGAACCCUUGCUCAUAGCUGCACAGUUCAACCAGAGUGACUGGAAGGCCUCCAUUGCCUUUGUGGUGGGGAACCAGAUCGAGGAUGAUCUUCUCCUUGAAGCCCUCACCUUGGCUGUGCAAGCCCCUCAGCGCAGACUCUUCAGCAUGGCGUCCUGGCAUGACAUCCUCCAGCAGAUCAAUGAAAUAAAUGAACUUGUUGGAACCAUACCAUCUAAAAAGGCAAAAAAGCCUAUAGUGAGUAAUCUUCCGUUAUAUUAUGAGGUGUUAGUGGCAGCGAAAACAAUUAUGGACAGUGGAGAAAAUUUAACCCUACCACUGGUAGGAAAACUCUUGAAAUUCCAACUUCUCCAGAUUAAAUUAAAAGACCAACAGAGACGGGAAAAUGAAAAGAAGGCACCGUAUGGCACGGUAACAGAUGACAAAGUGAAGAUCGAAAAGGACAAAGGGAAAGCCAAAUCUCCCAAGGAGAAGAAGCCCCCAAAUGCCAAAGUUGCUAAAGGAAAGGGCAAGGAUCAGCCCGAGGUCAACACCACAGUGAAGAAGACCACGGAGCUGAAGCGGAGGGGAGAAGAGGACGAAACCAGCCGCUACAUCGACGAUGAGCCAGAUGAUGGUGCCCAACAUUACAUUAUUGUUGUUGGCUUCAACAAUCCUCAGCUAUUAGCCAUUAUGACUGAGCUUGGCAUUCCCAUAACCAGCGUGAUUAAAAUAUCUUCAGAGAAUUAUGAACCUCUGCAGACACACCUGGCAACAGUUAGCCAGCAGCAGGAAGUUUUUCUUCAGCCAGAAGAUAAAGAAGCUGAAAAUAUGAAGAAAGAAAACUCCACAAAAGAACUCAAAAUUUUUUGGAAGUACUUGGAACCAAUCCUGAAUAACGAGAAACCUGAAACAAAUCUCUUUGAUGUCGCUCGACUUGAAUACAUGGUCAAAGAAGCCAAUUUUCCUUCUGACUGGUCAGACAACAAGAUGAUGAUGGAAUUGGGCACCGAAAUUUUUGAAAAUAUUGCCUGCCUGAUGUAUGACAGCCUGGACUGGAAGAGGCAACACCAGCACUACUUGGAAAGCAUGAACCUUAUCAAUGUCCCGCUGGCAGUGACUGAGAAAACUCUCCUAGAACCUGUGAUUUCUGAGACUCCACACUCUACCCCUGGAAAGAAGAAAGCACAAAGUGAAGAACCACCCGCUCCACCACCAGCGACUUUCGUCACCACAACUGAAGUAGACAUGAGAUAUUACAAUGAUUUGCUGAAUCCGAUCCCAGAGGAAUUCAUGUCUGUGCCCCUGAUACUGCAUUGUAUUCUAGAACAGGUCGUGGCAACUGAAAAGGAUCUUGUCCCUCCCAGUCUGGUGAGGCCACCCCCCAGAGCAGAUGGGUUAGACAACCGGAUCGCAGCUCACAUCGUGUCUAUGCUGCCCUCUCUCUGCCUCUCCGAGAGGGAGAAAAAGAAUCUCCACGAAAUAUUCUUAUCUGAAGAAGAAAGAGAAACCAAAGCAGUGCCCAAAGGCCCUCUCCUACUGAACUAUCACGACGCUUAUGCUCACCGGAAAUAUGCACUGAAGGACCAAAAGGGUAUUGACCCAGUUCAAAUUGAGGAGGAGAUGCAAUCCAAGUUGCCACUGUGGGAAUUCCUUCAGUUCCCUCUGCCUCCACCCUGGAACAGCACUAAACGCCUAGCUACCAUCCAUGAACUUAUGCACUUCUGCACAAGUGAAGUCUUGAGCUGGAGCGAAGUAGAACGAGCCUUCAAGGUGUUUACUUUUGAGAGCCUGAAGCUCUCUGAGGUUGAUGAAGCAGGGAAACUGAAGCCUUCUGGGAUGGCGUGUGGGACAGAUGUUGAGAAGUUCAACAUACCAUGGGACAACCCUGCCAGAUUUGCUAAGCAGAUAAGGCAGCAACAUAUCCUGAAAAUGAAUGCCCAAGACGCCCAACAGGAAACAGCUGCUGAAAUCAAAGACAAAAAAAUAUAUGAGGAUCAGAAUUGGUCAACAUCUGUGCAAGGUGAUCAGAGCAGUGAAUUCUCAUACCGUAGUCAACAUUCUGACUCCAACACAAUGAAGUACUCAGACCUUGAUUUUAAUAGAGAGCUGUCAGAGAAGCCGCAAGCAGAGUCCUUGGAGCAGACCACGAACAAUGAGAUCAAAGAUGAAGCGGUCACAAAGGCUGAUUCUCUUGAAAAGAAACCCAAGAAGAUGAUGGUGGAAGCAGAUUUAGAGGACAUAAAGAAAACGCAGCAGCGCAGUCUAAUGGAUUGGAGUUUUACUGAACAUUUUAAACCGAAAGAACUGCUUCAGGUUCUUCAAGAAGCCCACCAGCAGUAUCGGUGUAUUGAUUCUUAUUACCACACCCAAGACAACUCUUUGCUUUUAGUUUUUCAUAAUCCAAUGAAUGUGCAACGUCUGCACCAUGAAGAGUGGCACGUUGCGCUUCACUCCAAUGUUGGAUUCAGAUGUCCCUUCCUGAAGAUGGCAAGAAAGAGUAACAAAAUGCUCAGCAAAACAGAGAUACUAGAUCAAGAAAAGGAAAAGGAAAAGGAAAAAGAAAAGGAAAAGGAAAAAGAAAAGGAAAAAGAGAAAGAGAAAGAGAAGGAAAAGAUUCCUUUCAUUUUAGAAGGUUCUCUCAAGGCAUGGAAAGAAGAACAAGAUCGAUUAGCAGAAGAGGAGCGCUUAAAGGAAGAAAAGAAAGCAGAAAAGAAGAGUAAAGAAGCCACCGGUAAAAAGAAAGGCAAGGAAAAAUUAGAGAAGGAUGAAAGUAGUAAGUCUUUGAAGAAACAACCAUCUCUCAAGGACAAAGUUAAAGAAGGAAAAACAAGUGUCAUACAAGAACCAGAGGAGCCCAUCCAGGAGCCAGAACCUGAAAGAGUUUACCCGUUUCAUGGAUACAAUAUGGGAGAUAUACCUGUCCAAAUAUCAGGGACAAACUGCUAUCUAUAUCCUUCUGAUGGAGGACAGAUUGAAGUAGAAAAGACAGUGUUUGAAAAAGGCCCAACUUUUAUCAAAGUGAAAGUGAUAAAGGACAAGCACAAUUUUAUAAUCCAUUUAAAAGACCCGAAGGAAAUUCAAAAAGAGCAAAAGCAAGAAGAGGAUCAUUUUUCAGAAGAAGAGAAAGAUGAGAAAGAUGAGGAACAAAGUUUGGGAACAAAAGUAUCACGGAAAGAGAAUAUGGCUGUCAGCAAGUUCGGAUCCUUUUCUGCCACCUUAGAAAAUGGAAUCUGCCUCUCAAUAAGUUACUAUGGAUCAAGUGGAAUGGCACCAGAAGAAAAGGAUCCCAAUUUAGAUAUAAUGUUGAAUAUCCCUUCAGCACUCACUACAACGGUGAUUCCUGUUAUAGUAAACAUUCCUCAGGGUAAAGUAAAAGGGAAAGCAAAAACCAAGGAAAAACUCAGAGAAUCCAUUAAGGAGGAAGAGCACCCAAAAGAAGAAGAGAAAAAGGAAGAAGUAGAACCAGAACCUGUUGUACAAGAGACUCCUUAUGUUCCCGUCUUCCAAAACCUAAAUGUGUCUUGUCCCAGUGGGCUCCUAGUGACCUUCAUUGGGCAAGAGACUACAGAUCAGCAUGUGGUAGCUGAGGAGCCCACCUGGAACAUCAUGAUCCGUCAGAGUUACCCAGAGAAGUUGAAGCACUCUCAGAUCUACAGGACAGUGAUGCCACCUGUGGAGCAGGAGGUAUCAAGAGUUAUCACCAGUCAAGGCACUGUUGUCAAGUAUAUGUUGGAUGGAUCCACACAGAUCCUCUUUGCAGAUGGCACUGUGUGCAGUAGUCCUGAUUCAGGUCGUGUUUAUUCUUCUCCUGAAAUGCCUACCAGCCUUCAUAACGGAGAGAUGAGGGAAUCACCUUCUCAGCAAAAAUCAGAAAUACCUCCCUUUGAGAUUGCCAUCACAAAGAAAGGAAAAGGUCACAAAAAUCAAUCAUCAAUGGCACAUAAGAGUGAAACCCAUGAACCUCAACCAGAAGUAAUUCAAACAGUAACUCCCAUGGAGACUCACAUGGGCACCUGGUUUACAACCACACCUGAAGGCGAUCGGAUUGGCACCAAAGGCGUAGAAAGAAUAGCGGGCUUGGCCCCGUUUUUAUCCUUUGAGUCCACAGAUCCUAUCAAUGGAACGGUUAUGACAACUCGAGAAGAUAAAGUGGUGAUUGUACAAAGGAAAGAUGGUACUCGGAUUGUGGAUCAUGCUGAUGGUACCAGAAUUACAACCUUUUAUCAAGUUUAUGAAGAUCAGAUUAUUUGUCCAGAAGAUCAAGAAACAACUGAAGAACCCCAGACUAUCACCAGACAGGUGAAGUGUAUGAGGAUAGAAAACUCAUAUUAUGCCACUGUUAUCACCAACUGUGAGGACAGCAGCUGCUGUGCCACCUUUGGGGAUGGAACAUCUGUUAUUGCAAAACCACAGGGAACAUACCAGGUGCUACCUGCAAACACAGGCUGCCUUUACAUUGAUAGGGAUUGUUCAGCUACGUACUGCCAUGAUUCCAGUACUAUCUACCAUUUCCAAAAGCGUGAGCACCUGAGAUCCAGCAGGUACAUCAUGAAGCACACAUCAGCGAUUAUCUGUGAGGUCCUGGAUCCUGAAGGAAACAGCUUUCAGGUCAUGGCUGACGGCACUGUGUCAACUUUGUUACCUGAAAAAAAAUCGGAAGAUGAUUUAAAUGUAGAAACUGAGGGAUAUGAUAGUUUAUCAUCUAUUAACUUUGAAAAGAACUUUCUUCAAAUCUAUGGUGAACAUGUUCCCAGAUUUUUUGUUAUCUAUGCUGAUGGGUCAGGAAUGGAACUUCUUCGUGACAGUGACAUAGAAGAAUACUUGUCUUUGGCCUACGGAGAAUCAACUGCUGUGGUCCUACAAGAGCCAGUGCAGGAACAGCCAGGUUCUCUGAGUAUCACAGUCCUUCGUCCUUUUCAUGAAGCUUCACUGUGGCUAAUAAAAAAAGAAUUAAGUACAAUCGUUCCUCCUAAUCUCCAGUCAAGGUCAUGGGAGACCUUCCCUGCAGUCGAGAAAAAAACUCCAGGACCUCCCUUUGGCACUCGCAUUUGGAAGGGGCUUUGCAUUGGGUCUCAACAGCUAAUGAGUGCCCCAGCACCUGUUCUCAAGGUCCCUGAUGUACUUCAGAUACGCCAGUUCAUCCAGCAUGAGGUUAUAAAGGAUGAAGUGAAAUUGAGGCUGCAGAUUUCCCUUAAGGACUACAUAAACCACAUUCUAAAGAAAGAAGAUGAGCUACAGGAAAUGACGGUCAAGGAUUCCAGAACUGAGGAGGAGAGGGGCAAUGCUGCAGAUCUCCUCAAGCUAGUUAUGUCUUUCCCUAAAAUUGAGGAAACUACAAAAAGUAAUGCUGAUGAAGUUGCAGCCCAUCUAACUGAUUUAUUCAAGCAAUCGUUGGCUUCUACUGUAAAAUGUCCACCGGAUACAUUUGGUAAAGAUUUAUUUGGAAAGAAAUGGAGGAACACAGAAUCAGAAAAACGCUGGAAAGAAAAGAUAGCACAAAAAAGGAAAGAAACUGAGGAAACACAAAAUUAUUUAAUGGAAAUCAGGAACAAAAUAAUACCACCUUAUUUCAAAUCUGAAUUCAGCCAGUCAUAUCAGUCUCAGUAUAAUUAUCUGGAGAGUCUUUCUAAAAAACUGCCCAAUUUUAUAAGGAAAGAUGAAGAAAAUAGAAGCAAAACAGCUGUUGAAGAUACAUCUGAUCAUCAUUUAGAUUCCAAGCCACCUACAGUCUCAGAAAAGGAAUCCCCAAAUAUGCAAAAAUCAGAGAUUUUGGAGGACACUGCAAAGUCAACUAGCCAGAACCAAACUGAAAAUUUAACAAAAUCUACUGAAGAAUUAGAAUCUUAUACACCUGUGAAAAUUCCAACCCAAUCAUUGCUGCAAGAUGCUGCGGGACAAGCAAGGAAAGAAAAAGUGAAGUUACCUCAUUAUUUGAUGAGUUCCAAACCCAAAUCUCAACCUCUUACAAAGGUUCAAGAUUCUGUUGGAGGAAAAGUGUAUACAUCCUCUAUUGCAUCUGCUGCCAUUAAUAAUAUAAAGUCAUCCCCUUUUGGGUUCCAUCUUCUCCCACCAUCAGUGAAAUUUGGAGUGCUUCAAGAAGGACACACCUAUGCAACCACUGUAAAGCUCAAGAACAUUGGCGUGGACUUCUGCAGGUUUAGAGUGAAGCAGCCCGCACCCAGUACUGGACUGAAAGUGACUUACAAACCUGGGCCUGUGGCAGCUGGUUUGCAGGCAGAGCUGAAGGUGGAGCUGUUUGCCAUGGCUAUUGGAGAGGAGGGUGCCAAGGGAUCAGCACACAUCUCUCACAAUAUUGAGAUUAUGACUGAGCAUGAUGUUCUGUUCUUACCUGUGGAAGCAACAGUUGUAACAAGCAAGUACUAUGAUAAUCGACCAAAAGAUUUUCCCCAGGGAAAAGAAAAUCCCAUGGUCCAGAAGACUUCUACAAUUCCUUCCUCUACACUUGGUGUCUUCAUGUCUCGUAAAGUUUCUCCAUAUUAGGUCCAUUUCUUCUCGGUAUAGCUCAAUGGCCUCCAUGAUCCUUUCAGCCUACACAGAUGAUGACAAAGGAGAGAAACUAUCACAACAACUCCACCAUCACAGGACAGUGAAACUAGAAAGCCUGACUAAUAAAGAUGUGCCAAUACAGUGCCAAAUAGCACUUUUAA